AUGAAGAGACACCAGCAGAGCAAAAGAGGUUGUCAGUUACAGUGCACAAAAAUGGGAGUAAGCCAGCAUGGUCACUGGCUCCUAGGGAAAAUAUGAGAUUCCUCAGCCUUCCAGUACAGCAACCCAGGAACCAACAACCUCUCAAGUUCCCACCACUACAGCACAGUCCUCUAAUAAAAAUACUAUUCCCAAAGCAUGUCCUAUAUGCCAUAAGACUUUUAAAUUUGAAGCUACCAUGGUAAGGCACAUUGAGACUUUCCUUUUGGUGAGAAGCAACAAGUGCCCUGACAUCUUGAAGUGCACCAUUUGUGAAGCGAUGUUCUCUUGCGGCAUGGACCUGAAGAGCCACAACUGUCAUACAAUUUACAGGACUGUUUUCCUGCCCUUCUUGUCAGAAGACUUUUGUUUAAAUAACUGAGCUGCGCUUACAUCAGAGAAAUGAGUCCACUCCUUACCAGUGUUAUGUGUGCCAACGAUCAUUCUUAUCACUCGAUAAGCUGACUGUUCACGAGCGAAUUCACACGGGAAAAACCUUACUUCUAUGCUGAGUGUGGAAAGAGUUUCCGGGAUGCAAAAACCUUGGAACAACACUAAGAUUCAUGUCGAGGAAAACCCCACACUUGCUCCCAUUGUGGGAAAAGUUGCAAUGGAAAAGAGCUAUUGAAACAACACAUUACAUUAAAAUUAUUUAAAUUAACAUCAUUACACCACAAAGAUGCUGCUUUCAUCUGCCCAGACUGGGAAGUUUUUUCAGUUGGUAUGGUUAAGAAGGCAUAUGUUAAUGCACACUGGCGAGAGACCGUUCCUAUGUGACCUCUGCGGGAAGGGUUUCAAAUCUACAGUUGAAUUGAGGUUACACACCCGGACACACACUGGAGAACGGCCAUUCAAGUGCCCAGAAUGUGGCAAAGGUUGUAGGCAGAAGUGUCAGCUGCAGAGUCAUCGGCGGACACACACAGGAGAGUGGCCGUGUACCGUGUAUGAUAAACGCUUUUAUGUCAGCAAAGAUAGAAAACUACCUAUGCUCAUCCAUACUGGAGAGAAGCCAUUGAAAUGUCAAGUAUGUGGCAUGGCUUUCAACCGUAAAGAGGUUUUGAGGGUACACCAACAAACCAAGAGGUGUUCAUAUAGGCACACAAGUCCCCUACAUAACACAUCAUUAUAAUAAUAAGUGGUUUCCUGACUUUGACAGAACUGGCCCUGUUGUUUGAUUUUCGGCUUUACGAUAGCCUAAGAAAUAAGUUAGCCUAGCUACAGCAUGAAUUCCCUUAGGCUUAAAAAAGAAUAAUAAAAAUAUAUAUAUACACUAACAGUCAAAGGUUUGGACCACCUACUCAUUCAAGGGUUUUUCUUUAUUUUUUUACAUUGUGGAAUAAUAGUAAAGACAUCAAAACGAUGAAAUGACACAUAUGGAAUCAUGUAGUAACCAAAAAAGUGUUGAACAAAUCAAAAUAUAUAUUUGAGAUUCUUCAAAUAGCCACCCUUUGCCUUGAUGACAGCUUUGCACACUCUUGGCAUUCUCUCAACCAGCGUCACGAGGUAGUCACCUGGAAUGCAUUUCAAUUAACAGGUGUGCCUUCUUAAAAGUUACUUUGUGGAAUUUCUUUCCUUAAUGCGUUUGAGCCAAUCAGUUGUGUUGUGACAAGGUGGGUGGGUAGGGGGUAUACAGAAGAUAGCCCUAUUUGGUAAAAGACCAAGUCCAUUUAUGGUAAGAACAACUAAAAUAAGCGAAGAGAAACAACACUCCAUCAUUACUUUAAGACAUGAAGGUCAGUCAAUACGGAACAUUUCAAUAACUUUUUUAAGUUUCUUCAAGUGCAGUCGCAAAAACCAUCAAGCACUAUGAUGAAACUGGCUCUCAUGAGGACCGCCACAGGAAUGGAAGACCCAGAGUUACUUCUGCUGCAGAGGAUAAGUUCUUUAGAGUUACCAGCCUCAGAAAUUGCAGCCCAAAUAAAUGCUUCACAGAGUUCAAGUCACAGACACAUCUCAACAUCAACUGUUCAGAGGAGACUGUGUGAAUCAGGCCUUGAUGGUCGAAUUGCUGCAAAGAAACCACUACUGAAGGACACCAAUAAGAAGAAGAGACUUGCUUGGGCCAAGAAACACGAGCAAUGGACAUUAGACUGAUGGAAAUGUGUUCUUUGGUCUAGAGUCCAAAUUUGAGAUUUUUGGUUCCAACUGCCAUGGCUUUGUGAGACGUGAUGUGGGUGUACGGAUGAUCUCUGCAUGUGUAUUUCCCACCGUAAAGAAUGGAGGAGGUGGUGUUAUGGUGUGGGGGUGCUUUGCUGGUGACACUGUCUGUGAUUUAUUUAGAAUUCAAGGCACACUUAACCAGCAUGGUUACCACAGCAUUCUGCAGCAAUAUGCCAUCCGAUCUGGUUUGGGCUUAGUGGGACUAUCAUUUGUUUUUCAACAGGACAAAUACCCAACACACCUCCAGGCUGUGUAAGGGCUAUUUGUCCAAGAAGGAGAGUGAUGGAAUGCUGCAUCAGAUCACCUGGCCGCCACAAUCCCUCGACCUCAACCCAAUUGAGAUGGUUUGGCAUGAGUCGGACCGCAGAGUGAAGGAAAAGCAGCCAGCAAGUGCUCAGCAUAUGUGGGAACUCCUUCAAGGCUGUUGAAAAAGCAUUCCAGGUGAAGCUGGUUGAGAGUAUGGCAAGAGUGUGUAAAUAUGUCAUCAAUGCGUGGUCCUCUGUAGCUCAGCUGGUAGAGCACGGCGCUUGUAACGCCAAGGUAGUGGGUUCGAUCCCCGGGACCACCCAUACACAAAAAAAAAUGUAUGCACGCAUGACUGUAAAUCGCUUUGGAUAAAAGCGUCUGCUAAAAGGCAUAUUAUUUUUAUUAUUAUAAUGCAAAGGGUGGCUGUUUGAAAAAUCUAAAAUAUAACAGUUUUUUGGUUACUACAUGAUUCCAUAUGUGUUAUUUCAUAGUUUUGAUGUCUUAAAGAAAAACCCUGGAAUGAGUAGGUGUGCCCAAACUUUUGACUGGUACUAUAUAUAUAUAUAAACACACAGAUAUAAUUCUGAAAGUAAGACUCGUUACUUUUAAAAAGUAACUAAUAAUAUUGAAAUAUUUGAAGACAGUAACUCAUUUAUAUUACACCGUUACUCAUGAAUAAUCUAUUACUGCAAUGCGUUACUAUUGUACCACAUUAUCCCCAACACUGACCUUGAUGAGCAUUAGCUUGAUGCUUUUCUAGCGUUAAUGUCUCUUGGCUUUAUUUAAGGCAGUAUUAAAGGGUUUCCUGACUGACAGAACUGGACCUGUAACUUUAAGCCACACUCUAAGAUGUGCAUACCAUCAAAAAAUAAUAUGAAGCUAAGAAAAAGCAUUUGUUUACAAAGUGACAACAACAAUAUAAACAACGGAGCAGUAGCCGAUGUUAGUUUUUUGUUACAAUGAUGGAUUUUGUACAAAUAAAACAAGGACGUUAUGUAUGUGAUUUUUAUUUAAUGGUAUUUUAGAGGCAUGGGUAUGGCUGGUGUGGCAUCUGUUUAUUUUAAUUGGUUUUGGCCGUGUUUCAGUCGCAUUGCACAAAUUAUUAGACCUUUACAUCAUAUUAAUUGGGUUCCACAAGUUGAUUAAAAUGCAUGAGCUGACACACACCCCAAAACGUUUGUGGAGGUUCUGACUAAUGGAGGGUAAAUUACAAAAAUAUAAUAAGAAAGUUGCACACUAAAGAUGCUCUCAACAUUUUAAUGGGUACACCUAACCAAUGUUGUUCUGGAUGCAAUUAAAGACUUUAAGUCUGGGAAAACUCCAGGGUUGGAUGGCAUACCAGUCGAGGUAUACCAAACCUUUUUUGAUAUACGCAGAGGACCGUUAUUAGCAUGUUUUAACCACUCCUAUGUAAAUGGUAGAUUAUCAGACACUCAAGAAGAAGGUCUGAUGUCAUUAUUACUGAAACAGGAUACAAGUGGAAAAUAUAAAGAUCCAGUCCAUUAAAAAAAUUGGAGGCCCCUUACACUUCAGUAUUGUGAUGCAAAAUGUAUAGUGCAUAGAAUUAAAAAGGUAUUGUCGGACAUUAUUCAUUCUAAUCAGACAGGUUUUUUACAUGGACGAUACAUUGGAGAUAAUAUAAGGCAAGUACUGAAAACAAUAGAACACUAUGAAAAAUCUGGGAAACCAGGCCUGCUAUUAAUAGCAGACUUUGAAAAGGCAUUUGAUAAAGUAUGACUGGGGUUUAUAUAUAAAUGCCUGGAGCAUUUCAAUUUAGGAGAAUCUCUUAUAAAUUGGGUUAAAAUCAUGUAUAGUAACCCUAGGUGUAAAAUAGUAAAUAAUGGCUAUUUCUCAAAGUUUUAAACUGUCAAGAGGAGUGAAACAAGGUUGUCCACUAUCGGCAUAUCUAUUUAUUAUGGCCAUCAGAUCCAACAAUAAUAUCAAGGGAUUAGAAAUCCAGGGCUUAAAAACAAAGGUGUCAUUGUACGCUGAUGAUUCAUGUAAAUAAUGCAACAAAUAUUGCAACAAAUAUUGUGGUUAAACUCAAAUAUACUAAUUGAUACAAAAUGUUUAAAAAAGGUAUAAUCUUUGUAAAUGAUAUCAUAGGUAGGACUGGUGAAGUUAUGUCACACAUGCAGCUAACAAAAACAUGGAAAUGUCUACUCUACCCAAAAUUACAACCAAAUAAUUGCAGCAUUACCGCAAAAAUGGAAGAGCAAAGUGGAAGGGGGAAAAAGUAAGGAACUUGUCUGUCGGCCUUGCAUUAAAUAACCUAAUUAGUUAAAGAAAACUGAUAAAUAAAGAAAGUAUACCACAUUUUACAUUAUUUUUUUUACAUUUUAGUCAUUUAGCAGACACUCUUAUCCAGAGCGACUUACAGUUAGUGAGUGCAUACAUUAUUAUUUAAAAAAAAUAUAUAUAUAUAUACACUGGCCCCCCGUGGGAAUCGAACCCACAACCCUGGCAUUGCAAACGCCAUGCUCUACCAACUGAGCUACAUCCCUGCCGGCCAUUCCCUCCCCUACCCUGGACGAAGCUGGGCCAAUUGUGCGCCGCCCCAUGGGUCUCCCGGUCAUGGCCAGCUAUGACAGAGCCUGGAUUCGAACCACUCUGGAGGCGCCAGUUUCACUUAAGGACCAAAGGAUUGACAGCCAUCCCAUAUAGAUUGCAAAAUAGUUGGGAAGAGAUUUUUGACGUACCGAUUCCAUGGCAUAGUGUUUAUGAACUGAUACGCAAAACGACGGCGGAUUCAAAACUUCGAAUUUUAAUUACUAUAUAAAAAUCUUGCUACCAAUAGAAUGUCAUUUAUAUGGGGGAUACAAUCUUCCCAGCUCUGCAGAUUUUGCUGCGAAGAGACAGAAUCAUUAGAUCAUUUGUUUUGGUACUGUCCAUUUGUAGCUUGUUUUUGGACACAGGUCCAGGAAUGGCUAAAGGAUUGCAAUAUUUACCUGGAGCUAACCCUGCAGAUAACAUUACUGGGUGAUCUGAAAAGUCAUAGUCAAUCGAUCAAUAAUAUAAUAAUACUUUUAGCAAAAAUGUUUAUUUUCAAUUUACAAUCUGUAGAAACAAUGAGAAUAGGAAGGUUCAGAAUUUUAGUAAAACAUCACAGUACAGUUGAAAAAUAUGGCAAAUAGAUAUCCAAUAUGUAUGGUGUUAAGAGAUGGAUGGAGUUGAAGGAUGGGACUAAUAACAACUAACAACAAUUAAUAACAACAAGAUAACUAAUAAUGUAAGCAUACUGUGUCCCUAAUAAGUAUAUAGGUUAUAGGUUGAGAGCUGUGAAAGAGCACAGUUAGAAAGAUAUGGCAUAUAGAAGCAAACCGGAUGGACAUCAUGAAAAUGAUCAGAGAGUUUGAGGGUAGAGGAAGUUCAGGAGUAAAAACAAACAAAAUAUAAUUAUUGUAAAAUUGACUGUGUCCAUAACAUGUACAGUGGGGAGAACAAGUAUUUGAUACACUGCAGAUUUUGCAGGUUUUCCUACUUACAAAGCAUGUAGAGGUCUGUAAUUUUUAUCAUAGGUACACUUCAACUGUGAGAGACGGAAUCUAAAACAAAAAUCCAGAAAAUCACAUUGUAUGAUUUUUAAGUAAUUAAUUUGCAUUUUAUUGCAUGACAUAAGUAUUUGAUACAUCAGAAAAGCAGAACUUAAUAUUUGGUACAGAAACCUUUGUUUGCAAUUACAGAGAUCAUACGUUUCCUGUAGGUCUUGACCAGGUUUGCACACACUGCAGCAGGGAUUUUGGCCCACUCCUCCAUACAGACCUUCUCCAGAUCUUUCAGGUUUCGGGGCUGUCGCUGGGCAAUACGGACUUUCAGCUCCCUCCAAAGAUUUUCUAUUGGGUUCAGGUCUGGAGACUGGCUAGGCCACUCCUGGACCUUGAGAUGCUUACGGAGCCACUCCUUAGUUGCCCUGGCUGUGUGUUUCGGGUCGUUGUCAUGCUGGAAGACCCAGCCACGACCCAUCUUCAAUGCUCUUACUGAGGGAAGGAGGUUGUUGGCCAAGAUCUCGCGAUACAUGGCCCCAUCCAUCCAUCCUCCCCUCAAUAUGGUGCAGUCGUCCUGUCCCUUUUGCAGAAAAGCAUCCCCAAAGAAUGAUGUUUACACCUCCAUGCUUCACGGUUGGGAUGGUGUUCUUGGGGUUGUACUCAUCCUUCUUCUUCCUCCAAACACGGCGAGUGGAGUUUAGACCAAAAAGCUAUAUUUUUGUCUCAUCAGACCACAUGACCUUCUCCCAUUCCUCCUCUGGAUCAUCCAGAUGGUCAUUGGCAAACUUCAGACGUGCCUGGACAUGCGCUGGCUUGAGCAGAGGGACCUUGCGUGUGCUGCAGGAUUUUAAUCCAUGACGGCGUAGUGUGUUACUAAUGGUUUUCUUUGAGACUGUGGUCCCAGCUCUCUUCAGGUCAUUGACCAAGUCCUGCCGUGUAGUUCUGGGCUGAUCCCUCACCUUCCUCAUGAUCAUUGAUGCCCCACGAGGCGAGAUCUUGCAUGGAGCCCGAGGUUGAUUGACUGUCAUCUUGAACUUCUUCCAUUUUCUAAUAAUUGCGCCAACAGUUGUUGACUUCUCACCAAGCUGCUUGCCUAUUGUCCUGUAGCCCAUCCCAGCAUUGUGCAGGUCUACAAUUUUAUCCCUGAUGUCCUUACACAGCUCUCUGUUCUUGGCCAUUGUGGAGAGGUUGGAGUCUGUUUGUUUGAGUGUGUGGACAGGUGUCUUUCAUACAGGUAACGAGUUCAAACAGGUGCAGUUAAUACAGGUAAUGAGUGGAUGACAGAGGAGCCUCUUAAAGAAGAAGUUACAGGUCUGUGAGAGCCAGAAAUCUUGCUUGUUUGUAGGUGACCAAAUACUUAUUUUCCACCAUAAUUUGCAAAUAAAUUCAUAAAAAUCCUACAAUGUGAUUUUCUGUAAAAAAAAAUCUAAAUUUGUCUGUCAUAGUUGACGUGUACCUAUGAUGAAAAUUACAGGCCUCUCUCAUCUUUUUAAGUGGGAGAACUUGCACAAUUGGUGGCUGACUAAAUACUUUUUUUCCCCCAAUGUAAUGUGUGUGUGUGUAUAUAUUGUGCAUUCAGAAAGUAUUCAGACCCCAUGACUUUUUCCACAUUUUGUUACGUUACAGCCUUAUUCUAAAAUUGAUGAAACUGUUUUUUCCCCUAAUCAAUCUACACACAAUACCCCAUAAUGACAAAGCAAAAACAGGUUCUUAGAAUCUUUUUUUUUACAACUCAUUUACAUAAGUAUUCAGACCCUUUACUCCGUACUUUGUUGAAGCACCUUUGGCAAUGAUUACAGCCUCGAGUCUUCUUGGGUUUGACGCUACAAGCUUGGCACACCUGUAUUUUGGGAGUUUCUCCCAUUCUUCUCUGCAGAUCCUCUCGAGCUCUGUCAGGUUGGAUGGGGAACGUUGCUGCACAGCUAUUUUCAGGUCUCUCCAGAGAUGUUCGAUCGGGUUCAAGUCCAGGCUCUGGCUGGGCCAUUCAAGGACAUUCAGAGACUUGUCCCGAAGCCACUCCUUAGUGGUUUUCUUGGCUGUGUGCUUAGGGUCGUUGUCCUGUUGGAAGGUGAACCUUUGCCCCAGUCUGAGGUCCUGAGCACUCUGGAGCAGGUUUUCAUCAAAGAUCUCUCUGUACUUUGCUCCGUUAAUCUUUCCCUCGAUCCUGACUAGUCUCACAGUCCCUGCUGCUGAAAAACAUCCCCAUAGCAUGAUGCUGCCACCACCAUACUUCACCGUAGUGAUGGUGCCAGGUUUCCUCUAGACGUGACGCUUGGCAUUCAGGCCAAAGAGUUCAGCCUUGCUUUUAUCAGACCAGAUCAUCUUAUUUCUCAUGGUCUGAGAGUCCUUUAGGUGCAUUUUGUCAAAUUGCAAGCAGGCAUUUUACUGAGGAGUGCCUUCUGCCUGGCCCCUCUACCAUAAAGGCCUGAUUGGUGGAGUGCUGCAGAGAUGGUUGUCCUUCUGGAAGGUUAUCCCAUCUCCACAGAGGAACUCUGGAGCUCUGUCAGAGUGACCAUCGACCACCGUUUUUUAUUUGUUAUACAUUUGCAACAAUUUCUAAAAACCUGUUUUCGCUUCAUCAUUAUGGGGUGUUGUGUGUGUAGAUAUAUGAGGAGAAAUAAACAAUUUAAUCAAUUUUAGAAUAAGACUAACGUAACAAAAUGUGGAAAAAGUCAAGGGUUCUGAAUACUUUCCGAAUGCACUGUAUACAACAAUACAACCGUUUGUUAAUAUCAAAAGUGUCACUACCGCAACAAAAUACAAUUCUGUAUCAAUAUUAACCGGUUUUGUAUCAGUAUUGACCGUUUCAGGUAUGGCAAUUUCUGCGUAUUUUCCACUUUUCCAAAUCAACAGAUACACAAUCCGAAAAUCAUAUAAUACAAUCCAGAAUAUCCGAAUGUGUAUAUAAUUGAGAAAUUAUACAUGUACGGUUUUGACACUUCUUGACCACAUUUAGAUUUUCAGAGUUUAACUCAUAUUCUCAAGCAAAGGCACACCUGAUAAAGAAUCUCAGCUAAGUGACCAUAAGGUCUGUUGAUCCUCUUAAAGGGCCAGUGCAGUCCAAAACAUGAUUUUCCUGUGAUUUAUAUAUACUGUAUAUGUUUUUACACUAUGAGGUUGGAAUAAUACUGAAAUUGUGAAAAUUAUGAUAAUGCCCUUUUAGUGUAAGAGCUUUUUAAAAAGGCCGCCUGAAAUUUCUGGUUGUUUUGCAAGGAAGGGGGUUUGGACCACCUGGCGACAUCACCAGAUGGUAUAAGUUAAUAGACCAAUAACAAAGAGAGUUUGCCCUGCCAAUAAUAGCUAUAUAUCAGGUUACAUGUCCCUCCCAUUAGGCUCCUCCAAUUAUACACAAGAAUGGAGCUAUAAACAGGGAGCACCAGUUCCAGAUCGAUGUGCAGUGAGGUACGAGGUAGAUAUGUACAUGAAGGCAGGGUAAAGUGACUAGGCAUCAGGAUAGAUGAUAAUACGAGUAAAAUAAAGAACAGAGUAGCAGCAGCAAAUUAGUGUAAUGUGUGUUUGUGUGUGCAUAUGUAGUGUGUGAAUGUGUGUGGGAGUGUCAAUGUAGUGUGUAUAUAUAGUCUAGUGAGUGUGCAUAGGGUCAGUGCAGAUAGUAUGGGUACCAUUAAUUGACUAUAUAGCAGUAUGGCUAUUUAGCAGUAUUAUUUACAUUUACAUAAUUUAUCAGACCCUCUUAUCCAGAGCGACUUACAAAUUGGAGUUAUGGCUUGGGAUUAGAAGUCAUCUUGGAUAGAAGUUGUCUUGGAGCCUGUUGGCGCCAAGAGCCGAUGCUCCGGGACCAUAGCCGCAGGAAGUAGUUUGGUGGUGCUGCAAUUUUUUGUUGUUGCCUACACUACAGAUUACUAUAUAGGUCUGCUAAUACAGGACUAGUAAAGGCCCAGUGCACUACUGCAGCACCCUCAGCACCCCUACUUCCUGCGGCUAUGUGCCGGAAGGUAGCAGAGUGAACAGUCUUUGGCAUGGGUGGAGUCUGGCAAUUUUUCGGGCCUCCCUCUGACACCGCCUGAUAUAGAGGUCCUGGAUGGCAGGGAGCUCGGCCCCAGUGACGCACCUCUGUGUCAAGGUUUUCGAAAGGCACUCCUUCAGAUAAGUUUUCAAAGCUUUUUUCAAAGUACAUAAUAAACAAAAUGUAGAGCAGAAGUGUUUCUCUGUAAUGUGGAAUACGGAAUUAUGUCAGACAUCACCUGUUCUAUAGAAUACAUUUACUAUGAUUGAUGUGCUUUUAAUUUGAUUGUAUUGAUAACAUCUACUGGGCUGUUUUACAGAGAAACGGUCAUCAAAUGCUGUCCUUCGGCAAGUUAGUUUGAAUUCCUUUCGUUCUAUUUCCUAACAUCUUUCGAUAUAGCAAUAUUCAGUUACGCAGGACGACUUCAAAGAAGACCACCUGGAACUCGACCAUAGUUCCUUGUAGAUGACGUCAUGCUUGGAACUAGCCCACCACUUUGUUUGGUCGACCAAAGGUAUUGAAUUUAGCUCUUACCACUCAUAUAUUAACCAUGUACUAUCUAACUUACUAGCUGCUGUAGGCUACUAUCAACAAAACUAGAUCAACAUUAUCGACAAUGGCAUUGGCAGACGAUGUCGGAUGGCUAUGGUCCCCGGAGGAGACAAAGGCGCUGAUCUCGGUAUGGUCAGACGAACAGAUUCUUCUGAAAAUGGAGCAAACGUGUAGAAACAAACAUGUUUACAGGGAAAUUUCGGAGCGGCUAAAGGACCUUGGUGUCAAACGGACGUGGAAGCAGUGCCAAAAUAAAAUGAAGGCCUUGAAGUAUAGAUACGGACAAACACGCAGAGACCCAUGCAAUAGUGACCGAACGACCUGUCCAUUCUUUUCUGAACUGGACGAAUUUCUCGCUGCCAUGCCUGAUAUGACGGAGUCCAAGGAAACUGGCGAUGCGGAAGGUAAGCAAAGGUUAAAUGUGUAGUUUUCAGUGGCACACCAUCAUAGCUAAUUGUUUUCUUGAACUAUGGAUAGCAAUGACAAAAAAAUAAAUAGAUACGGCUAAAAUAUGGAGUAAUAUUAUUUUAUAUUUCUCAAGAUCUUCAAGAGUUGUAUUAUCGCUGUGUACGUGUCUGAAUUAAAGUGUGUGAGCAAUGUCACAAUUUAGGCCAGUAUUUCUGGCGUAAUGAUGAUGGAACAUAGCUAGUUGGUUUUUGAUCGUUUUAUAGCAUAGAAAAUACAUGUCCAUUGGUUAGAAUGGAAAUUCGUCCGCAGCCUUUCCCAACACCCCAGACGCACACGUUAAGGGUCCAACGCAGCCGUUUAAAAAAAUCUAAAUAUCAAAUCAUUUCUGGGUAACCAUUAAGUACCUUACCACAGAUGGAACAACGAGACAGAUAUUUGACCAGAUAUGUAAAUGUUGAGCAUCUGCUUGGCGUUUCCACUCACUACCAAAUAUACUUUCUGAAUGCACAGUUUUUUCCCUCAAAGUAGCUAUCAGCAAGUUCAGAGCUAGUAAGGGGGGAAAUAUAUCAAACUAAGGUGGGAGAGGGUGCUGUGGGAUUAUUUAAAAUAACAUUUGAAACCCUACCUCUUCAAAGAGUUUCGGAAGAUGGGCAGGGACUCUGCUGUCCUAGCUUCAGGGGGAAGCUGGUUCCAUCAUUGGGGUGCCAGGACUAGGGUUUCCAUUAGCCGGUAAUAGCCGGCUUUUGCCCCCCAUUGCAAAAUAAUGCAUUUUAGCCAAUUAUUUGAUUGAAAUUUCAUAGAAUUCUACUACACUUUAUGUGACUGGUGAAAUUAGCAGAAUCUUUUUUAAUACAACAAAUACUACAGGGUAGCCUACUCUGCUGACACUGACAAACAGAUCAAUAAAAACGACUGUCUGAUCCAUAUUAGGCCUGUGAAAAGGCGAGAAACAAAUACAAUAUGAGGUACAUCUAACCUGGAGGUGGAAAUGUAUUGUCGAAAAGCAAACAAAAGUGGCACUGACCCAAUGAAAAAGACGGUGAAUAUGCACACUCACUGAGGAUAUAGCCGAUGUUCUCCGCUGGUACCAAUAAGAUAAGGCUACUUUUCAGCUCAAUUAAGUUGAGGAUUUUCAUAACUAAAAGACAGAUUGGAGUCUUUUCAUUGUCAUCUCUUUACAGCAAUAAAAGCCAUUUGUUUUCCAAAGAGUUUUUCCGCGAUUGUAUUUUUAAAUAAUGCAAUAUGCCUGGCUGGGUCUCUGCUUUUCACUGACAGUCACAACUCUACAAUCAAUUUCUGUCAUUCUGAGAACAGUGGGUCGACGCCCUAAUCAUUUAACGCAACCAAUGCAUAUAGGUGUGGCACAUUUCUUAAAUGUCCGGUAAAUUAAAAUGCUGCCAGUCAAAUGUCCGGCGCCACAUUUUCCUAACAGAAACCCUGGCCAGGACACAGCGGGAGCUGCACUCCAGUAGGGGUGGGAGGGCCAAGAGACCAGAGGUGGCUGAACGGAGUGCUCGGGUUGGGGUGUAAAGUUUGAGCAUACCCUGAAGUUAGGGAGGGGCAGUUCCUCUUGCUGCUCCGUAGGCAAGUAUCAUGGUGUUGUAGUGGAUGCGAGCUUCGUCUGGAAGCCAGUGGAGUGUGCGGAGGAGCGGGGUGACAUGGGAGAACUUGGGAAGGUUAAACACCAGGCGGGCUGCAGCGUUCUGGAUAAGUUGCAGGGGUUUGAUGGCACAAGCGGGGAGCCCAGCCAACAGCGAGUUGCAGUAGUCCAGAUGGGAGAUAACAAGUGCCUGGAUUAGGACCUGCAUCGCUUCCUGUGUGAGGUAGGGUAGUACUCUACGGAUGUUGUAGAGCAUGAACCUGCAGGAGCAAGUUACUGCUUUGAUGUUUGCAGAGAAUGACAGGGUGUUGUCCAAGUUCUUUGCACUCUGGGAGGGGGACACUGUGGAGUUGUCAACCGUGAUGGAGUGGUCUUGAAGAGGCCUUCCCCAGGAGGAAGAGCAGCUCCGUCUUGUUGAGAUUGAGGUCGGUGGCCGACAUCCAAGCUGAGAUAUCUGCCAGGCACGCAGAGAUGCGUGUCGCCACCUGGGUGUCAGAAGGGGGGAAAGAAAAAAGUAGUGUCAUCCGCAUAGCAAUGAUAGGAGAGACCAUGUGAGGAUAUGAUGGAGCCGAGUGACUUGGUGUAUAGAGAGAAGAGGAGAGGGCCUAGAACCAAGCCCUGGUCACCUGGUAGAAGCGGUCUGCCAUAUAGGAUGCAAUCGGAGAGUGUGCAGAGCCUGAGACGCUCAGCCCUGAGAGGGUGGAGAGGAGGAUCUGGUGGUUCACAGUGUCGAAGGCAGUGGAUAGAUCUAGGAGGAUGAGAACAGAGGAGAGAGAGUCAGCUUUGGCAGUGCGGAGAGCCUCCGUGACACAGAGCAGAGCAGUCUUGGUUGAGUGACCCGUCGCAGUAUUAUUCCAACCUCAUAGUGUGGAAAUUAAACAUUAAGAACACCUGCUCUUUCCAUGACAUAGACUGACCAGGUGAAUGCUUAAUGAUGUCACUUGUUUAAUGCACUUUUUUUGUUUAAGCUUUGAGACAAUUGAGACAUGGAUUGUGUAUGUGGGCCAUUCAGAGGGUGAAUGGGCAAGACAAAAGAUUUAAGUGCCAUUGAACGGGGUAUGCUAGUAGGUGCCAGGCACACCGGUUUGUGUCAAGAACUGCAAUGCUGCUGGGUUUUUCACACUUAACCUUUUUCCUUGUGUAUCAAGAAUGGUCCACCAAUAUUAGGAAGGUGUUCCUAAUGUUUGGUUUAUUCAGUGUAUAUAUACUGAACAAAAAUAUAAAUGCAACAUGCAACAAUUUUACUGAGUUAGAGUUCAUAUAAGGAAAUCAGUCGAAAAAAAAGAAAUAGGCCCUAAUCUAUGUAUUUCACAUGACUGGGGAUCCAGGCCCAGCCAAUCAGAAUGAGUUUUUCCCCACAAAAGGGCUUUAUUACAGACAAAAGUACUCCUCAGUUUCAUCAGCUGUCUGGGUGGCUGGUCUCAGACGAUCCCGCAGGUGAAGAAGACACGGAUGUGGAGGUCCUGGGCUGGCGUGGUUACACGUGGUCUGCGGUUGUGAGGCCGGUUGGAAGUACUGCCAAAUUCUCUAAAAUGAAGUUGGAGGUGGCUUAUGGUAACAUUCAAUUCUCUUGCAACAGCUCUGGUGGACAUUCCUGCAGUCAGCAUGCCAAUUGCAUGCUCCCUCAAAACUUGAGACAUCUGUGGCAUUGUGUUUCUUUCAGCUCAUGAAACAUGGGACCCACACUUUACAUGUUGCGUUUUAUAUUUUUCUUCAGUAUAUAAAACAUAGGAAAAUCAAUUUUUUUGACUGCACUGGGCCUUGGCACAGGGUGCAGCGCCUCUGGAUUGAGAGCAGUUGCUCAAGAACACAACAGCAGGGCCCGCUUUUUCAAAACUUCAGUUUCAGAAAUCAGAUUGAAUUAAAUGUUGGGUAUUUCAAAACAGAAAAUGUUGAAUCUGAUCCUCGGAAUAGGGAUUCGUAUUUGAUAAUCCAAUCUGACCUUUUAUUCAGGGUUAAAUGUUGUUUUUGCGUUUUGAAAAACGCAAAGGCUAUGAUUAGGAUUGUUUUGAUGCCGAUAAACUUGAUCCCACUGGAAGGGUGGAUUCAGGAUGGAUUUAGAAAGUUGAAAGGCACCACAAGCAUGAUAUUUUCAAUGAAACUAAGGUGGGGAGGUUUAAAAAACUUUCUUACAUCUUAAAACCAAAGCUUCAUUAUGUUAAAUUGACUGCAGUAUACAGUGCCGUUGGAAAGUAUUCAGACCCUUGACUUUUUCCACAUUUUGUUACGUUACAACCUUAUUCUAAAAUUGAUUAAAAAAAUUCCCUCAUCAAUCUACACACAAUACCCCAUAAUGACAAAGCAAAAACAGGUUUUUAGAAAAUGUUGCUAAUUUAUUCAAAAUAAAAAACUGAUAUCACAUUUACAUAAGUAUUCAGACCCUUUACUCAGUACUUUGUUGAAGCACCUUUGGCAGCGAUUACAGACUAAAGUCUUCUUGGUAUGACGCUACAAGCUUGGCACGCCUGUAUUUGGGGAGUUUCUCCCAUUCUUCUCUGCAGAGCCUCUCAAGCUCUGUCAGGUUGGAUGGGGAAUGUCGCUGCACAGCUAUUUUCAGCUCUCUCCAGAGAUGUUCGAUCGGGUUCAAGUCUGGGCUCUGGUUGGGCCACUCAAGGACAUUCAUAGACUCAUAGAUUCAUAGAAUCCACUCCUGCGUUGUCUUGGCAGUAUGCUUAGGGUCGUUGUCCUGUUGGAAGGUGAACCUUCACCCCAGUCGGAGGUCCUCAGUGCUCUGGAGCAGGUUUUCAUCAAAGAUCUCUCUGUACUUUGCUCCGUUCAUCUUUCCCUCGAUCCUGACCAAAGACUUCAAUCUUGGAUUCAUCAUACCAGAGAAUCUUGUUUCUCAUGGUCUGAGAGUCUUUAGGUGCCUUUUGGCAAACUCCAAGCAGGCUGUCAUGUGCCUUUUACUGAGGAGUGGCUUCCGUCUGGUCACUCUACCAUAAAGGCCUGAUUGGUGGAGUGCUGCAGAGAUGGUUGUCCUUCUGGAAGGUUCUCCCAUCUCCACAGAGGAACUCUGGAGCUCUGUCAGAGUGACCAUCGGUUCUUGGUCACCUCCCUGACCAAGGCCCUUCUCCCCCGAUUGCUCAGUUUGGCCAGGCGGCCAGCUCUAGGAAGAGUCUUGGUGGUUCCAAACUUCUUCCAUUUAAGAAUAAUGGAGGCCGCUGUGUUCUUGGGGACCUUCAAUGUUGCAGACAUUUUUUUGGUACCCUUCCCCAGAUAUGUGCCUCGACACAAUCCUGUCUCGGAGCUCUACGGACAAUUCCUUCGCCUCAUGGCUUGGUUUUUGCUCUGACAUGCACUGUCAACUGUGGUACUUUAUAUAGACCGGUGUAUGCCUUUCCAAAUCAUGUCCAAUCAAUAUAAUAUACCACAGGUGGACUCCAAUCAAGUUGUAGAAACAUCUCAAGGGUGAUCAAUGGAAACAGGAUGCACUUGAGCUCAAUUUCGAGUCUCAUAGCAAAGGGUCUGAUUACUAAUGUAAAUCAGUUUUUUAUUUGUAAUAAAUUUGCUAACAUUUCUAAACUGUUUUCUCUUUGUUUAUAUUGGGUAUUAUGUGUAGAUUGUGGAGGAGUUUUGAUUUAAAAAAAAUUAAUCAAUUUUAGAAUAAGGCUGUAACGUAACAACAUUUGGAAAAAGUCAAGGGGUUGGAAUACUUUCCGAAGGCACUGUAGGUACAGUAUGUGGUCAGUUGUUAUAUUGAGAAGUGUCAAAUAAAGGCAUGUGCUUACUUGUGAAAUGCAGGCUCUAGUUAAAAAAAAUCUUAGUUACCUAUAUUCAUGUAGGCUCAAGUCUGUUUCACUAUGAAAGUGUAGAAGUAGUUAGGCUACAUAACAUGUCCAGUAGAUGGUCAAUCUCUAGGCUACUGCCACCCACAUUUAGCUACCCAGUAACAAAACAUCACCAUUACGUGUGAGAUCUGAUCAUCUGUAUACUGCAAUUUCAAAAAGUGUGACCUGGAACAGAACCAAAGAUUUUCUUUCCUACUAGGUCGUCCUCUUCCUCUGUCGUCUCUGCGUCUUUUGGUUCCUCCACUGCGGCUGGUGUCUGCAGCUCUGUGGCAAGUUGUUCAGCGGAGAGACACAAUGGACUACGGGUUGGUGGAGGAGUUUGUAACCACUGUGUUGGAGAUAAUCCCUGAUCUGAUGAGUUACAGAGAGAAAGUCCAACUCAUCAUGGGGCUGCGAGCACAGGUGAGAAAUUAAGAGGGGUAUGAUUGAGGUAGAAAGUUGGGUGACAUUGUGUUGUCAAAAUUCCCUACAGACUGAAAUUGAUGUUUGAUGUUAUAUUUCACACACCAUGAUCAUUGUUUCAGCCUCUACAGUAAGGGCCCCUACAACUAUACCAUGUUUUUGGUACUAAGUGGAGCUAUGCCAUAUAACUGAUUUACAAUGGGUUUUGCAGGAGGUGGGGCAGGUUGCGCUAGUCCCACAUGGCCAAUCAUAUUAGCUGCACACUCUGAUCACGCCCUCUGUUGUCAAGGUCUGGAUGGAUAGGUGCAGGAGAAGGACUAGUCAGAUAAAGUGCAUUAUUUAGCCAAAAGUGAAACGUUUUAUUAUCAAAUGACAACAUUAAUUGUUGCAAGACACUAAACAGAAGUUUUCUAUGCCGUAUUGUUUUGACGUCGAAUUACGGUAGUUUAUAUUUAGCUCUCACGUUAGAUGCCCAUGAUAUCCAAACAGCUAUGGUCUUCUCAAUGCAAAUAAGCGCCCUUUGGGCGUAGCCAAUAUGGCGAGGGAGUGACAUGGCUUCCCUUAAUACAGGCUUUGGCUGUACUUUAUAGUAAAUACCUCCUACUAUAACGUUCCUAUACCGUACUCACUGCCAGAUUGGUUUGUAUCCAAAAUGUUUGUGUUACCUGUUUGUUGUUGACAGCUGGUUCUGGAGUUGUGUCGCUCUGAUCAUUCAGCUGACCUGGAGACCAUCCAGCCACACCUGAGCAAGAUGAGGACCUGCAUCAUCACUCAUAGAGAACGGGAGGUGAGUGCCACUCGGUGAUCAAGACUUGUAACUCUGCUGGCUAGGUUCAUUUACUAACUGUGUUAUGUAUACUUGCUGUAGAUAGAUCCACAUGUCGAGGCAUCAGAGUCAAACUUCUUGGAACUUGUCCAAACUCUUCUAGAUGACCCAAUUGAGAGGGAACACUUCUUCCAGGUUGGUGUGAGAACAAUAUUUCUGCUAAACUGACAUUUAAAUCAAGGAGGUAAACUGAACAGCAGUGUGUGUGUGCACAAUCUGGUCCUCAUUCUGAAUGGUGUGGCUGUUGAACAAGUUGAGGAGACUAAAUGACUUGGUGGUACCUUAGAUUGUAAACUGUCAUGGUCAAAACAUAUAGAUUCAAUGGUUGUAAAGAUGGGGAGAGGUAUGUCCAUAAUAAAGAGAUGCUCUGCUUUUUUGACACCACACUCCAAAAAGCAAGUCCUGCAGGUUCUAGUUUUGUCUUAUCUUGAUUACUGUCCAGUCAUAUGGUCAAGUGCUACAAAUACAUACCUAGUUAAGCUGCAGCUGGCCCAGAACAGUGGCAUGUCUUGCUCUUCAUUGUAAUCAGAGGGCUAAUAUUAAUAGUAUGCAUGCCAGUCUCUCUUGGCUAAGAGUUGAGGAGAGACUGACUGCAUCACUUCUUCUUUUUAUAAGAAGCAUUAAUGUGUUGAAAAUUCCAAAUAGUUUGCAUAGUCAUCUUACACACAGCUCUGACACAAACACAGUUACCCCACCAGACAUGCCACCAGUGGUCUUUUCAAAGUCCCCAAAUACAGAACAAAUUCAAGAAAGCGUACAGUAUUAUAUAGAGCCAUUAUUGCAUGGAACUCCCUUCCAUCUCAUAUUGCUUAAAUGAACAGCAAACCUGGUUUAAAAAAAACAGAUAAAGCAACACCUCACGGCACAACGCCUCUCCCCUAUUUGACCUAGAUAUUUUGUGUGUGUACUGAUAUGUAGGCUAUGUGUGCCAUUUUUAAAUAUAUGUAGUUCUGUCCUUGAGCUGUUCUUGUCUAUUAAUGUUCUGUAUUAUGUCAUGUUUUGUGUGGACCCCAGGAAGAGUAGCUGCUGCUUUCGCAACAGCUAAUGGGGAUCCUAAUAAAAUACCAAAAAUGAUAUUCCUUUGAAAUCCUCAUAACUGACACAUCAGUACUACUGGACCUCAACUUGUAUGCAUUAGCUAAUAUUGAGUUGAUGUAUAGCUACAGUGCAUUCGGAAAGUAUUCAGACCCCUUGACAAAGCAAAAACAGGUUUUUAGAAAAUGUUGCAUAUGUAUAAAUUACAUCUGAAAUAUUACAUUUACAUAAGUAUUCAGACCCUUUACUCAGUACUUUGUUGAAGCACCUUUGGCAGCGAUUACAGCCUUGAGUCUUCUUGGGUAUGAUGCUACAAGCUUGGCACACCUGUAUUUGGGAACUUUCUCCCAUUCUUCUCUGCAGAUCCUCUCAAUCUCUUUCAGGUCUCUCCAGAGAUGUUCGAUCGGGUUCAACUCUGGGCUGUGGCUGGGCCACCCAAGGACAUUCAGAGACUUAAUAAUAAUAAUAUGCCAUUUAGCAGACAUUUUUAUCCAAAGCAACUUACAGUCACGUGUGCAUACAUUUUUACGUAUGGGUGGUCCCGGGGAUCGAACCCACUACACUGGCGUUACAAUCGCUAUGCUCUACCAAUUGAGCUACAGAGGACUUGUCCCGAAGCCACUCCUGCGUUGUCUUUGCUGUGUGCUUAGGGUUGUUGUCCUGUUGGAAGGUGAACCUUCGCCCCAGUCUGAGGUCCUGAGCGCUCUGGAGCAGGUUUUGCCACCACCAUGCUUCACCGUAGGGAUGGUGCCAGGUUUCCUCCAGACAUGACGCUUGACAUUCAGGCCAAAGAGUUCAAUCUUGGUUUCAUCAGACCAGAGAAUCUUGUUUCUCAUGGUCUGAGGGUCCUUUAGGUGCUUUUUGGCAAACUCCAAGCGGGCCGUCUGGCCACUCUACCAUAAAGGACUGAUUGGUGGAGUGCUGCAGAGAUGGUUGUCCUUCUGGAAGGUCCCCCAUCUCCACAGAGGAACUCUGGAGCUCUGUCAGAGUGACCAUCGGGUUCUUGGUCACCUCCCUGACCAAGGCCCUUCUCCCUCGAUUGCUCAGUUUGGCCCGGGCGGCCAGCUCUAGGAAGAGUCUUGGUGGUUCCAGACUUCUUCCAUUUAUGAAUGAUGGAGGCCACUGUGUUCUUGGGGACCUUCAAUGCAGCAUCAAUUUGUUGGUACCCUUCCCCAGAUCUGUGUCUCGACAUAGUCCUGUCUUGAAGCUCUACGGACAAUUCCUUUGACCUCAUGGCUUUGUUUUUUCUGACAUGCACUGUCAACUGUGGGACCUUAUAUAGACCGGUGUGUGCCUUUCCAAAUGUCCAAUCAAUUGAAUUUACCACAGGUGGACUACAAUCAAGUUGUAGAAACAGCUCAAGGAUGAUCAAUGGAAACAGGAUGCACCUGAACUCAAUUUCGAGUCUCAUAGCAAAGGGUCUGAAUACUUCUGUAAAUAAGGUAUUUCUGUUUUUCCAAAUUUUCCAAAAACCUGUUUUCGUUUUGUCAUAAUGUGGUAUUGUGUGUAGAUUGAUGAGGAAAAUGUUUUAUUUAAUCAAUUUUAGAAUAAGGCUGUAACGUAACAAAAUGUGGGGAAGGGGUCUGAAUACUUUCAGAAUGCACUGUACUAAUAAAAAAAUAAAAAACAUUUUUAGUAAUUUAGCAGACGCUCUUAUCCAGAGCGACUUACAGUUAGUGAGUGCAUACAUUAUUUAUUUUGAUUUUGAUUUUACUUUUUUUCAUACUGGCCCCCCGUGGGAAUCAAACCCACAACCCUGGCGUUGCAAACGCCAUGCUCUACCAACUGAGCUACAUCCCUGCCGGCCAUUCCCUCCCCUACCCUGGACGACGCUGGGCCAAUUGUGCGCCGCCCCAUGGGUCUCCCGAUCGCGGCCGGCUACGACAAAGCCACUCGGUGUCAAUAGGAUGCCUCACUCAAUUAAGAAUGCAUUCAUUUAAUCUGUUGUACACCACUCAAAUGCAAUGUGUCUUCUAGGAAGUUUUUCCAGAAGAAUUCGGCCCCAUGUAUGACACAGCACUGCAGACUCUGAUGUGGGAGUUCCUCUCCAGGCUGGAGAAGCUGCUUCCAACACCAACAUUUCAACAGGUAGGUGCAAUUUGGGAAGAGACAAUAGUGGCGGUCUUGGCCUAUUUGAAUUGAUGUUGUCAUAUUGCUGAGUCUACCAUAGCUUACUGUUGCGAUUUGGUCAAUUGGAUUUGUUGCAUAUUUAAAAACACCUCCCCUUCUCAGACUGCAUCAUGGCUCAGACCUGCCCCCUCUAUGCUGAAGGAGUGUGCACAGUCUGUGACUCAACCUCAGCCUUUGAAGACCCUUCUCCAGCACCACAGAUGCCAUGACCAUUUGUUCACUAAUGGUAGGCUUUUUUACAGCUCUGUUUUCAUCCAGUGGAAAAUAAAAGUUGUAUUACAUUUAAACCAUGUUUGUAACCACCUGCAAGAGACUAAACAGGCCUGCUACACUGGACGUGUAACUUUUGCAGAGAUUCUCCCAUUGUUUGAAAGGAAACCUGGGCAUAAGCAGCGAGGGCUAUGGGUGAAUUUACGCUCUGUUUCUAUUUUCAAGAUAUCGAUUUGGUAAAGACCUGAGGGAUAGUGCUGGAAAGAUUUAAUCGCUCAUAUUUCUGAACAGAGUUAUGGAUGCAAGGACUGACCAUCCAUGAUACCAACAUUAUAGUUUUAACCAUGUUUUGAGGCUAUACAGUGUUUUACAAUUAUGUUGUUUACAAACAAUGGAGUAAAACAAGCUUAUAUUUAGUUCUGAUGGGGUACGACAGUUGAACUAAGCUCAUGGGACAUUUCUGAGUUAUAUUCUUCAAGAAUCAAUGGGUAUAAUAAGGAAUUUAAAGGUUUAAAAAAAUAUGUAGCAUUUACGAGAAGAAAACAUUUUAUUGUUCUCUCUUUUCCACUGUUUCAGCUCAUUCUUCUUGUGCCGAUGAUCGCAUCCUCUCUUCACUGUCUCAAACGCUCUCAGAGAGGGUGGAAAUGGACAUUGAUGAAGCACGCUCACAUAGCCAGUCUAUAGCCACAUGUGCACCCAGAAAUGAAAGGGACACUUUGAUAGAGCAAGAUAAUGCAGAGAAGGAGCGGGGGAUGAGUUUGGACACGGUUAAGAUGGCAGUGGAAAUGAUAGAUAGAAGGACAGAGGAAUGGGGAGAGAACAACUAUGAGGAGAGACUGCAACAUCAGUUGGCUUAUGAUGUUUUACAGGUAGAGAUUGUAGAUGGAGAAGACAUGUCCUCAACGUCAUUGACAACAGCCGACAAUGUCGGAGGGACCUGGUCCCCAAAGGAAACAGAAGCGCUAAUCUCUGUAUGGUCAAACAAACAGAUUCUUCAGGAGAUGGAACGAAGUUAUAGAAAAAAACAUGUGUAUAGCGAAAUUUCAAAGCAGAUGAAGGACCUUGGCGUCAAAAGGACUUGGAAGCAGUGUCAAACAAAGAUAAAGGACAUGAAGUUCAGCUACAGACAAACACUGAGGAACCCAAGCAGUAGUGGCCGAGUGACCUGUCCAUUCUUUUCUGAACUGCACACAUUUCUUGCCGCCACACCUGAUACAACUGAUAUCCAGUUUCCUGAGUCUAAGGAAACUGGCAAGGUUUCAGUUGCAGAAGUCAAGUCCUCAGAUCAGGAUGAAGGGCCUUCUGUGGAUGUCAAGUUAGAGAAUCUACAUGAGGAAAUGGCUUCCAGAAAAGAGACACACAAGACACUCACCGGAGAGCAAACAGAAGGGAGGAAAUUGGAUGAGGCUUUUCACAGCCCUCAAUGUCACAGCAGAAUGAAAAUCAGAAGAAUAUCCCACCGUUGCGAACAGAUGGUUGAAGACAAGUCAGAUUUGGACCUUCAGCCCGUAGUGCUGUUGACACCACUUGAUGAAACCCUUCUGAUGACAGGUGAGUAAAACAUUUGAUAUAUUACUUAAAACAAUAUAUUAAUUUAUGGAUCUGUGUAGAAAAUGUAUUCCGAGUCUCAAGUUAGGGGUGAGUGACUGUAUCCUCUGUAUCCUUUAACAAUGGUACUUCUCUCCUCUCAACACCAGGUGGUGCUCCUCGUCCUGUUUCCCAUACCACAGGGCAGUCUUCUAAAAGAAGCAAACGUGCCAAAAUAUGCUCCUUAUGUGGGAAGAGUUUUGUUGAAGCAAAAGAUUUGACAACACACAUGAGAACUCACACUGAGCAGAGCCCUCACCAGUGCACCCAGUGUGGGGAAGGCUUUGAACAUCAGGACGACUUACAAAAACAUCAGCAGAAUGAGUGUGAUGAGAUGAUGAACCAACAGGAGGCCAAUGAACACCAGCAUGGAAAGGACAGGAUCUCAGGACAGUCCAGUAAUGCAAGUAGUGAUCCCAAAACAUGCCAUCUAUGCCAUAAGACUUUUGAAUUUCAAUAUGUGUUGAAAGAUCGUCGUAUUGUAUUUCACAAAGGAAAAAGCCUUUAUAAGUGUCCUCUGUGUAUGAAGGGUUUUGGGAAAGACAGGAGUAAAAAAAGAGGUUGUCCUUCAAGUGAAGUCUUCAAAAAAAGGAGGGAGCUAGGGUCAAAUGAAAACGUUGUCAGACUGAACUCGACCCGCAACAAGUGCCCUGACAUCUUCAAGUGCUCCUUUUGUGAAGAGAUAUUUUCUCGGUGCAUGGACCUGAAGAGCCACUACAGUCGUACUCAUCAAUUUACGGGACCAUUCCCCUGCCCUUCUUGUCAGAAGACUUUUGUUUCAUUAACUGAGCUGCGCUUACAUCAAAGAAAUGAGUCCACGCCUUACCAAUGCUCUGUGUGCCAGCGAUCAUUCUUAUCACUCGAUAAGCUGACUGUUCAUGAGAGAAUUCACACAGGGGAAAAACCGUACCUCUGUGUUGAGUGUGGAAAAGGUUUCCGGGAUGCAAAAACCCUGGAAGAACACUCUAAGAUUCAUGUUGAGGGAGAACUCCACACCUGCUCCCAUUGUGGGAAAAGUUUCAAGAGAAAAGAGCUAUUGAAACAACACAUGUUAAAUCACAAAGAUGCUGCUUUCGUCUGCCCAGACUGUGGUAAGAAGUUUUUUCGGUUGGUAUGGUUAAGAAGGCAUAUGUUAAUGCACACUGGCGAAAGACCAUUCCUCUGUGAUCUCUGCGGGAAGGGUUUCAAAUCUACAGUUGAAUUGAGGUUACACACCCGGACACACACUGGAGAACGGCCAUUCAAGUGCCCAGAAUGUGAAAGAAGUUUUAAGCAGAAGUGUCAUCUGCAGAUGCAUCGGCGGACGCACACAGGGGAGCGGCCGUAUCCAUGCACCGUGUGUGAUAAACGCUUUUAUGUCAGCAAAGAUAGAAAACGACAUAUGCUCAUCCAUACUGGAGAGAAGCCGUUCAAAUGUCAAGUAUGUGGCAUGGCUUUCAACCGUAAAGGGCAUUUGAGGGUACACCAACAAACCAAGAGGUGUUCAUAUAGGCACACAAGUCCCCUACAUAACACAUAAUUAUAAUAAUAAGUGGUUUCCUGACUGUGACAGAACUGGGCCUGUUCCUUUGAUCCACACUCUUAACAUGUGCAUACCAUCAAAUAAUAAUAUGAAGCUAAGAAAAAGCAUUUGUUUACAAAGUGACAACAAUAUAAACAAUGGAGUAGUAGCCUAUGUUAUUUUUUGUUACAGUUAUGAAUUUUGUAAAAAGAAAUUAACCUAAACAAGGACUUAUUAUGUAUGUGACUGUUAUUAAAUUGUAUUUUAAAGUUAUGGGCAUAGAAUCUGUUUAUUUGAGUUGUUAGUUAGGUCAUUCCUUUAUCUUUAGGGAAAAAAUGGUUUUAUUCUAUCAGAAAAAGGACAUGUUUGACUUUCAGAAAAACAUAUUGGUCAAGCUCAGGCACUUAAAUGUUUAGGUGCAUUUUCCAACCUGUUAGGUACAUAAUCCUAAUAGGGUCGAACAUAAAGGUGGAAAUGUGGAACCUAAAUUAGCCAUAGCUCUGUAAGGGAGCACGAUAGAGGUAGCAUAAUGGUGAACACUUGAACAGGAUUUUAACUUCUCUAUCAAACUUUUUAACAUUUUGAGGAAUGUGAGUGGGACAUAUAGAAUAACAACAUGGGAAAAAUAGAUAAAACAGUGUUAUAUUUAUUUAGGUUUGUUCCGUUGUUUUCCCACCAAAGAAAUGAUGACACUUCCUGAAUAGAGAUAAAUAGUAUUGGCGUCUUUUUGUAGGCACUAACUCCGCCAUGGUUCGUUGGACAAAGCCUAUGGGGAUAUGAAUGGCAUCUUUGUAGAGUUUUUGGAUAAACGCCGAAAAUAAGGUCUGUGGUAAACACAUGCUUAGGAGCUCUUAUACGUUUUGUUCUAUGAGAUAAUCUUCAUCAGCUAACGUCACUUUUUGUGAAUUUUGAAGCGUUUAUAUAAUUUAAAAAAGCACAAAGGCUUUAUAAUUCAUAAAGGUCAUGUUAACUGACUGAUUUUAUCUCAUAGAACAAAACGUGUAUAAGAUCUCCUGAGCCUGUGUUAACCUCAGACCUUAUUAUCGGCAUUUAUCCCAAAACUGAACAAACUAGACUCAUUUCCGCUUUUUAGGACUAGAAGCUGGCGAGCCGUAUUACAAUAAACUAACAGGAUGGAAAGUGAUAUUAGGGACACACAGAAAACCUUAAAUAAAAUAAUAAUCAUGAAUACAAUAAUCAUGAAAUAACCUUUAUUGAUGAGAGAGAAUUUAACUAGGACUAUAAAAUAAUGAAGACACAUUUAAAAUAUUUUAUUUUAUGGGUUCUAUUUCUCAUGGAAUGUUUUAUAUAUUUUUUUAUUUAGCAGACUCUCUUAUCCAGAACGACUUACAAUAGUGAGUGCAUUCAUUUUCAGACUUUAUUAUUAUUGAUUUCUUCUCGAAGUUGAUGAAUAACACUCGGGGACAUGGCAAAAACGCUUACAUCCACUGAAAAAAAGUGUUCAAAAUGCAUAACAUUCCCUUUCAAGAUCCAUAUUUUUGUGUUUUUAAGGUAGGACACAUGACCUUUAUAUAUAAAGCAUUUUGGAAUCGACAUUUUACACUAAAUAAGAGUUAUAUUUCUCGGGAACAGAAAAAGCACCACAUUGUAGGAAUGACCCUGUUGGUUUUGGCUGCAUUUCAGGGCAGCUGCAUUUCAGUCAUAUUGCACAGAUGAUCAGACUUAAGUCAUAUUGGUUGGGUUCUUGUAUUGUUCAACACCACCUCAACAUACAUAUUUGGGGGGACCUAAAUCAAAUUGUAACCCCUGGAAGUGCCCUGUCGGUAAUUCAGCCCUGAUUACUACAAGGUUUAGAUAGCUGGCAAGACUAAUUUACCUAGGAAUCUAUAAAAUGUUAGCUGACAUGGGCUAAUUGAGUGGCUGACAGUGACUGGCAUAACAAGAGGAAAACUACUGAUGCAAUACAAAAUUUGAAAAUUGCCACCUUGUGUAUUCUACUAUUCUAACUACCAACAGUAAGUUGAGACUGAGUUCGUACAUUUAAAAAAAUAAUAACCACAAGGCCCCCUUCCCUGAUGGUAAGUCUGCCACUGAUAACUAAACCAUAGGACAAAUGGUAAGCCAUAUUGCGUAAACAUUUUAAUUAAUAGGUAUAUUAUGGAACAUGAAGGCACUCUUUCAGAGAACUUUUCAAAGUACUUCAGAAAUAUAAAAUGUAGAACAGACACAUUUUAUUGGUCACAUACAUAUUUAGCAGAUGUUAUUGCGGGUGUAGCGAAAUGCUUCUAUAGAAUAGAUUUAUUAUGAUGAAAUUGAACUCCGUAUGCAGACAUUGAUACCAUCUUCUGGACUGUUUUACAGAGAAAUUGAAAUCAAACGUACUUCGUCAAAUUAGUUCGUAUUCCUUUCCAUUUCUAACAUCUUUGGCAAUAUUCAGAUACGCAGCACGACUGCAAAGAAGACCACAUGGAACUCGACCAUGGUUCCUUGUAGAUGACGUCACGUCUGGAAGUAGCCAGCCAAAGAGGUAGUCGUCAACUGUUUAGGCGACCAAAGCUUUUUAACUUAGCUAGGUACUACCACUAAUAUGAACCUUGUACUAUCUAACUUACUAGCUGCUGCAAGCUAUUAUCAACUAAACUAGAUCAACAAUGUCAUUGGCAGACGAUGUCGGAUGGACAUGGUCCCCGGAGGAGACAAAGGCGCUGAUCUCCGUAUGGUCAGACGAGCAGAUUCUUCUGAAGAUGGAGCAAACGUACAGAAACAAACAUGUUUACAGGGAAAUUUCUGAGCGGCUAAAUGACCUUGGUGUCAAACGAACGUGGAAGCAGUGUCAAAAUAAGAUGAAGGCCUUGAAGUGGAGAUACAGAGAAACACUGAGGAACCCAAGUAGCCGACCGUGCCCAUUCUUUUCUGAACUGCACGAAUUUCUCGCCGCCAUGCCUGAUAUGCCUGAGUCCAAGGAAACUGACGAUGAGGAAGAUAAUGGUAAGCAAAUAAGGUUAAAUGAAUAGUGUUCAGUGUCACACUAUUAAUGUGAAAAGAUCUGAUGUGAUUGGUGGAAAAAAUAUAUAUAAAAAUUGUGUAAACCCAGUCACACAGAUCAUCAUCUUCAAGUGUUUAAGGAUGCGUUUAGAUGGGCAGCCCAAUUCUGAUAUUUUUUUUCACUAAUUGGUCUUUUGACCAAUCACAUCAACUCUUCUCACAACAGAUCUUUUUCAGAGCUUAUCUGAUUGGUUAAAAGACCAAUUAGUGAAAAAAAGAUCAGAAUUGGGCUGCCUGUCUAAAGAAUGUAACCUUGUCCCCAGGCUUAAUUGCUACCACAUAUAGGUUCAAGAGAGAGAGAGCUGACUGGUGGACAAGAUUAGUUCAAAUGGAAAUUCGUCCUCUGCUUUUCCCAAUACCCCAGACACACAUGUUGAGAGGCACAGUGUGCAGCACCCCUGGAUGGAGAACUGUUGUGGGGGGGGUUAAGUGCCUUGCUCAAGAAUACAACAGUGCCCAGUUUUUCAAAACAAUCGGCAAUCAGAUUGCAUUUAGGGCUGGCCAAUUAGUCAUCCAAAAUUCCAUGACUGUCACAGCCCUGAUUUGAUUAAAUUUUAGAAUUGGGUAUUUCAAAACUGAAAAAUAAGAUUCUGAUUCUCCAAAUAGGGAUUUCGUAAUCCAGGCUGAACUUUUUAAUAGGGAUGAAAUGUUGUUUUUGCGUUUUUCAGAACUCAAAGUAGUGAGUUGGAUUGUUUUGAUGCAGAAAAUCUGGAUAAUCUUAAUCCCACUGGAAGGGUGGAUUCAGGAUGGAUUUAGAAAGUUGAAAGGCACUACAACUGAGAUAUUGCAAUGCAACUAAGGUGGGGAGGUUUAAAAAUCUUUCUUACAUCUGAAAACCAAAUGUUAAAUUGACUGCGGUAUAGGUCAGGUAUUAUAUUGAGACGUGUCAAAUGCAUGUAGGCUAUAAUUUUUUCUCUUAGUUACCUUAAUUCAUGUAGUUUACUAAUUUCUGUUUCACUAUGACAGUGUAGAAGUAGUAAGAAACUGUCCAGUAGAAGGCAAGCUUCUAGGCUACUGUAUGGAGUGAGAUAGCUGCCAAAAGGUUGAACAUACGUAUCGUAGGACCGUACAAAAAUCCAUACAUAAAUUGUUAGGAUCGUAAGAAAAGCCAUGCGUGAAACAUGAAACGUAAACGUUAAACUAGAUCUGUAACUGUACAAACCCUAUGUUACGACUAUAAAUGAACAUUUACACGUUCAAUUCUGACUUUAUGGCUCCCUUUACUCGGUUACAGAUCUUUUUAAUACGUACAAACUUUUGUCAGUAACGUGGCAUCUGCAAAUUACAUGAACCGAACAUAGCUAGUCGAAGUUAGCUAGUCAAUCAAGCAACUCUAGCCCAGACGUUAGAGCUGCUUUGCAACUUCCGGUUUCAUUUCCAAAGUAAAAGUCUCUAGAGCUUGUUUUAAAACUGCAUUCAAUAACGACUUUAUACCAGUAGAUGGCUUGGGCUUUCAGCAAAUGACGUGUGAGAAUGAUAGACACAGAAGAGCCUUGUCUAGAAUAACUGCCUGAGCUGCAAAAUAGAAAGUAAAUAUAAUUUAUGCUAGGCCUAUUCUGCUAUCUAAAUAUGCCAUGCUGUUGUGUGUUAUUUAAUGGCCAUAUAAUUGCAUAAUUUAUUUUUAUAGCCGCGUGGGGCUACUGUGGUGAUCAUGUAACCUAAUUAAUCACACUUUUUCCAGUAUUUGGGAGCACGGACUAUAGGCCUUAUAUUAGGCAUUUUGACUGUUGUAUUAGUGAAUUCCACUCUGUAUGUAGGGUUGUUAUAGCCAUUUGCGUUGCACAACCCCAUCGCGUAGAAGCUAUAUUCAUAUCAAUAAAUGAGACAAAACAAAAUGUUGAUUAAGUCUAGGCUAUAACCUGUCCUGAGCGAAAUAGCCAAGGGGUCCCAAAUGGUCAAGACUAUCUAUAGCCUAUUCUUAUUGCCAGAUCUGUUUUCCCUAUCAGCCACUGCAUGUUCUUCAACUAUUUUGUGUAAAAUGUAUUUAGAGGCCACAUUUAGAGGCCUGUGAGCUAGGGUCUCUUUUUAAGCGGUGCCCUAUUAUAAAAACAGUUAUAAAACACAAAUAGUUCAAAAAUUAUUCCGCAAGACACUGCAAUGCCUACAAGUUAAAGGCCUAUGUUUUAUUUGGAUAGGCCUAAAUUAAAGAUUUACUUAUUAAAGUGAUAGGCUAAAGAACUUAGAUAAUUUUGAAUACACACAUGGAUUUCAAUAAACAAAUGGAUAAGACUUCUAUUCACUUCGAUUUAGUUCCUAUUGCAACUCACAAAAUUACUGAAUGGAUGACAUACUGACUGAACUGAAUGAAGGAUGAAUGAAAUGUUCAAAUAUGUUGGAAUGACGAGUUGCAUGCACUUAAUUUGGCUAGUAGGCAAAUAGGCCUACAUUAGGGUAUAAUGACUCCAGAAUGCCUCCAGAAGGGCAUCUUCUGAGGCUGAGGGGUGCUUUUCCCAAGGCGCAUGGUGCUGUGGUGCUGCAUGGAGAUCACAAGCUCUUCAACUGGGCAGCAGUGUCACGAUGGAGGGAAUAGCCUAUAGGGAGACUACCUAAGACCACUGCAACAGAGUUAUUGUAAAGUGUGGGAAUAAGCUUAUGCCAGAUUUAGCCUACGUUUAACCUCUCCCUUAUUCAUUUCAAAGUCCAUAUGUUUAUGACCCGAUUCAUAUAAAUCAUGUCAAAUUAUUUAAAAGUCAUAUUAACCCCUCCUACAGAAUAUGCUUUGGCAAGAUUGAGUGAUAAAAUAAAUAUUGAAAUAUUCUAUAAAUAUAUAUAUAUUUUGAGUGGCAAAGACUCCAGUGGUCAUACAUACUUCAUAGAUUCACCAAACAUAUUUUAUUAUUCUAUGUUUCAUUAUUCCUGGUAGAUAGAUACUACUGGUUACUACUGGUUACUACUGGUUAUUAUUCCUGGUAGAUACUACUGGUUAUGAUUGCAGACAGAGCCCAGAGAAUGGGAUGGUGCAAUAUUAAAUUAGUCAAAUUUUGAUAAGGUGCAUGCAUGGGGAUGUCCACGUCACCCAGCUAUAUGCCCAUGCUGUAGAGAUACACCUAGCGGACUGAAACUUCACUGUUGUAGGCAUAAUACAGCUAGUGCUAUCUAGACUUGCGCUGGCAAACAAAUCCAUUACAUUAGCUACCUAAAUGUGAAGUAAACUCAACUGAGGAGUAAUAGAGAAUGAAGACUUUUAACUUGAAAACAUGCAGGAUACCUCUUUCCGGUUUCCCUGACUUCUGUUUAUUUUUUUAUACUGUGUCAUACUUCUUCGCGUAGCACUCCUCACAGGCCGUUUGGUGAGACAAAACUGCCCAAACUCUGAAAGGUAUUAUUGUACGUCAGAAUUGCAACACAAGAUUUGUUAAAGCCUAAAAUGUUAGUCCGUAAUCGUAACAUGGUGUUUGUGUCUUCACAGAUUAAAUUUCACGUUUACGUUUCACGCAUGGCUUUUCUUACGAUCCUAACAAUUUACGUAUGGAUUUUCUUACGAUCCUAACGAUACAUACGUUCAACCUUUUGGCAGGUAUUUCGCUCCAUACUACUGCCACCGACAUUUAGCUACCCAGCAACAAAACCACUUCAUGACAAAACAUCACCAUUACGUGUAAAAUCGGAUAAUCUGUAAAUCACAAUGAAGAUGGCUUGAACUGUCACUAAAUGUUUACUUUCCUACCAGGUCGUCCUCUUCCUCUGUCUUCUCUGCGUCUUUUGGUUCCUCCACUGCGGCUGGUGUCUGCAGCUCUGUGGCAAGUUGUUCAGCGGAGAGACACAAUGGACUACGGGUUGGUGGAGGAGUUUGUAACCACUGUGUUGGAGAUAAUCCCUGAUCUGAUGAGUUACAGAGAGAAAGUCCAACUCAUCAUGGGGCUGCGAGCACAGGUGAGAAAUUAAGAGGGGUAUGAUUGAGGUAGAAAGUUGGGUGACAUUUGUGUGCAUGUAGGGCUCCCUUGUGAAAGAGACCUUGGUCUCAAUGGGACUCACUGUUAAAAGAAAUGUACAAAUAGAAAAAAUCCGACAGAUUGAAAGAAAAAAAAUCACGUCAAAGUCUAUUGGUCGCGUAUACAGUUUAGCAGAUGUUAUAGUGGUUGCAACGAAAUGCUUAUGUUACUAGCUCCUAACAAUGCAGUAAAAUGUCAAACAAAUACACAAAUAAUACAAAUGUAAUCAUGUUUAAUCAGGCAAUGUUUAAUGUUAUAUUUCCCACACCAUGGCACGAUCAUUGUUUAGUCCUCUACAGUAAGGUCCCCUAAAACUAUACCAUAUUUUUUGUACUAAGUGGAGGUAUGUCAUAUAGCUGAUUUACAAUGGGUUUUGCAGGAUGUGGGGCAGGUUGCGCUAGUCCCACAUAGCCAAUCAUUUUAGCUGCACGCUUUGAUCAUGCCCUCUGUCACGGUCUCUGUUUCCAUGUUAGCCUAACAGCUAUGGUCUUUUCAUGAAAAUAAGCGCCCUGUGGGCGUAGCCAAUAUGGCGAUGGAGUGACAUGGCUUACCUUGAUACAGGCUUUGGCUGUACGUUAUAGUAAAUACCUCCUACUAUUACAUUCCUAUACCAUAUUGGUUUGUAUCCAAAAUGUUUGUGUUACCUGUUUGUUGUUGACAGUUGGUUCUGGAGUUGUGUCGCUCUGAUCAUUCAGCUGACCUGGAGACCAUCCAGCCACACCUGAGCAGGAUGAGGACCUGCAUCAUCACUCAUAGAGAACGGGAGGUGAGUGCCACUCGGUGAUCAAGACUUGUAACUCUGCUGGCUAGGUUCAUUUACUAACUGUGUUAUGUAUACUUGCUGUAGAUAGAUACACAGGUCGAGGCAUCAGAGUCAAACUUCUUGGAACUUGUCCAAACUCUUCUAGAUGACCCAAUUGAGAGGGAACACUUCUUCCAGGUUGGUGUGAGAACAAUAUUUCUGCUAAACAGACAUUUAAAUCUAGGAGGUUAACUGAACAGCAGUGCAUGCACAAUCUAUUCUAUUGAAAUCCUUGUUACUGGCUUACUUCGUACUGCUGAACCUCAACUUGUAUGCAUUAGCUAAUAUUGAGUUGACUUGUAUAGUUACUAAUUAUGUCAAUAGGAUGCCUCACACUCAAUUAAGAAUGCAUUAAUUUAAUCUAUACACCACUCAGAUGCACUUUAAUGUGUCUUCUAGGACAUUUUUCCAGAAGAAUUCGGCCCCAUGUAUGACACAGCACUGCAGACUCUGAUGUGGGAGUUCCUCUCCAGGCUGGAGAAGCUGCUUCCAACACCAACAUUUCAACAGGUAGGUGCAAUUUGGGAAGAGACAAUAGUGGCGGUCUUGGCCGAUUUGAAUUGAUGUUCUCAUAUUGCUGAGUCUACCAUAGCUUACUGUUGCCAUUUGGUCAGUUUAAUUUGUUGCAUAUUUAAAACCACCACUCGUUCUCAGACUGCAUCAUGGCUUAGACCUGCCCCCUCUAUGCUGAAGGAGUGUGCACAGUAUGUGACUCAACCUCAGCCUUUGAAGACCCUUCUCCAGCACCACAGAUGCCAUGACCAUUUGUUCACUAAUGGUAGGCAUUUAUAAGUUAUACAGUGGCUUGCGAAAGUAUUCACCCCCCUUGGCAUUUUUCCUAUUUUGUUGCUUACAACCUGGAAUUAAAUUUGAUUUUUUGGGGGUUUGUAUCAUUUGUUUUACACAACAUGCCUACCACUUUGAAGAUGCAAAAUAUUUUUUAUUGUGAAACAAACAAGAAAUAAGACAAAGAAACAGAGAACUUGAGCAUGCCUAACUAUUCACCUCCCCAAAGUCAAUACUUUGUAGAGCCACCUUUUGCAGCAAUUACAGCUCCAAGUCUCUUGGGGUAUGUCUCUAUAAGCUUGGCACAUCUAGCCACUGGGAUUUUUGCCCAUUCUUCAAGGCAAAACUGCUCCUUCAAGUUGGAUGGGUUCCGCUGGUGUACAGCAAUCUUUAAGUCAUACCACAGAUUCUUAAUUGGAUUGAGGUCUGUGCUUUGACUAGGCCAUUCCAAGACAUUUAAAUGUUUCCCCUUAAACCACUCAAGUGUUGCUUUAGCAGUAUGCUUAGGGUCAUUGUCCUGCUGGAAGGUGAACCUCCGUCCCAGUCUCAAAUCUCUGGAAGACUGAAACAGGUUUCCCUCAAGAAUUUCCCUGUAUUUAGCGCCAUCCAUCAAUCCUUCAAUUCUGACCAGUUUCCCAGUCCCUGCCGAUGGAAAAACAUCCCCUCAGCAUGAUGCUGCCACCACCAUGCUUCACUGUGGGGAUGGUGUUCUCGGGGUGAUGAGAGGUGUUGGGUUUGCUCCAGACAUAGCGUUUUCCUUGAUGGCUAAAAAGCUCAAUUCUAGUCUCAUCUGACCAGAGUACCUUCUUGCAUAUGUUUGGGGAGUCUCCCACAUGCCUUUUGGCGAACACCAAACGUGUUUGCUUAUUUUUGUCUUUAAGCAAUGGCUUUUUUCUGGCCACUCUUCCGUAAAGCCCAGCUCUGUGGAGUGUACGGCUUAGUGGUCCUAUGGACAGAUACUCCAAUCUCCGCUGUGGAGCGUUGCAGCUCCUUCAGGGUUAUCUUUGGUCUCUUUGUUGCCUCUCUGAUUAAUGCCCUUCUUGCCUGGUCCGUGAGUUUUGGUGGGUUGCCCUCUCUUGGCAGGUUUGUUGUGGUGCCAUAUUCUUUCCAUUUUUUAAUAAUGGAUUUAAUGGUGCUCCGUGGGAUGUUAAAAGUUUCUGAUAUUUUUUUAUAACCCAACCCUGAUCUGUACUUCUCCACAACUUUGUCCCUGACCUGUUUGGAGAGCUCCUUGGUCUUCAUGGUGCCGCUUGCUUGGUGGUGCCCCUUGCUUAGUGGUGUUGCAGACUCUGGGGCCUUUCAGAACAGGUAUAUAUAUACUGAGAUCAUGUGACAGAUCAUGUGACCCUUAGAUUGCACCCAGGUGGACUUUUUUUUCUUUUUCCGCAAGAUCUUAUUUAGGGGCUUCAUAGCAAAGGGGGUGAAUACAUAUGCACGCACCACUUUUCCAUUAUUUUAUUUUUUUCACUUCACCAAUUUGGACUAUUACAUGAAAUCCAAAUAAAAAUCCAUUUAAAUUACAGGUUGUAAUGCAACAAAAUAGGAAAAAGGGGGAUGAAUACUUUUGCAAGGCACUGUAUGCUUCAAGAAUCAAUGAGUAUACAGUAUAUAAUUAAAGUCCCAAAAUUGAUGUAGCAAUCACAGGAAGACAAAAUAUUUGAUUGUUUUCUAUUUUUUCCCAAUGUUUCAGCUCAUUCUUCAUUUGCCGAUGAUCGCAUCCUCUCUUCACUGUCUCAAACGCUCUCAGAGAGGGUGGAAAUUGACAUUUAUGAAGCACGCUCACAUAGCCAGUCUAUAGCCACAUGUGCACCCAGAAAUGAAAGGGACACUUUGAUAGAGCAAGGUAAUGCAGAGAAGGAGCGGGGGAUGAGUUUGGACACGGUUAAGAAGGCAGUGGAAAUGAUGGAUAGAAGGACAGAGGAAUGGAGAGAGAACAACUAUGAGGAGAGACUGCAACAUCAGUUGGCUUAUGAUGUUUUACAGGUAGAGAUUGUAGAUGGAGAAGACAUGUCCUCAACGUCAUCGUUGACAGCAGACGAAGUCGGAUGGACCUGCUGGACCCCCGAAGAGACAAAGGCGCUUAUCUCUGUAUGGUCAGAUGAACAGAUUCUUCAUAAAAUGGAGCAAAGUUAUAGAAAAAAACAUGUGUACAGAGAAAUUUCUGAGUGUUUAAAGGAGCUUGGUGUCAAAAAGACGACAAAGCAGUGUCACAAUAAGAUGAAAGCCUUGAAGUGGAGAUACAGAGAAACACUGAGGAACCCAAGUAGCCGACCGUGUCCAUUCUUUUCUGAACUGCACACAUUUCUUGCCGAUAUGCCUGAGUCCAAGGAAACUGGCAAGGUUUCAGAUGGAGAAGUCAUGUCUUCAGAUCAGGAUAAAGGGCCUUCUGUGGAUGUCGAGUUAGUGCAUCUAAAUGAAGAAAUGGUUUCUAGAAAAGUGAAAGACAAGACACUCACCGGAGAUCGAACAGAAGUGAGAAAGAGGGAUGAGGCUUUUUGCAGCCCUCAAAGUGACAGCAAGAUGAAAAUCCCCCCCAAAAAACGUUGUCGCAAACCGAUGGUUGAAGACAUGUCCUCAACAACAUUGGCAGACGGUACACGGGCCUGGACCCUGGAGGGGACGAAAGCACUGAUCUCCAUAUGGUCAAACAAACAGGUUCUUCAGAUGAUGGAGCAAAGUUACAGAAAAAAACAUGCAUACAGUGAAGUUUCAGAGCGGCUAAAGAACCUUGGCAUCAAAAGGACGUGGAAGCAAUGCCAAUCAAAGAUUAAGCACAUGAAGCACAGCUACAGACAAGUACUGAGGAACCCAAGCAGUAGUGGCCGGGCAACCUGUCCAUUCUUUUCUGAACUGCACAAAUUUCUCGCCACCAUGCCUGAUAUGCCUGAGUCCAAUGAAACUGGCAAGGUUUCAGAUGGAGAAGUCAUGUCUUCAGAUCAGGAUGAAGGGCCUUCUGUGGAUGUCGAGUUGGAGCAUCUAAAUGAGGAAAUGGUUUCUAGAAAAGUGAAAGACAAGACACUCACCGGAGAUCGAACAGAAGCGAGAAAGGGGGAUGAAAGUAUCAGCAGAAAGAAACAGGCGGUUGAAGAUAUGUCUGAUUUGGAACUUCAGCCCGUAGUGCUGCUGACCCAACUUGACGACAACGGUUGUGUGACAGGUGAGGAAAACAUUUUAAUAUAUAUAUUUUUUAAACAAUAUAUUUAUGACAUGUAUGGAAGUUGUGUGUGUAGAAUUAAUUCCAUGGUUUAAGUUAGGGGUAUGGAAGUUCUAUGUGUGUAGAAAAUGUAUUCCAAGGCUCAAGUUAGGGGUGAGUGACUGUAUCCUCUGUAUCCUUUAACAAUGGUACUUCUCUCCUCUCAACACCAGGUGGUGCUCCUCGUCCUGUUUCCCAUACCACAGGGCAGUCUUCUAAAAUAAGCAAGCGAGCCAAAAUAUGCUCCUUAUGUGGGAAGAGUUUUGUUGAAGCAAAAGAUUUGACAACACACAUGAGAACUCACACUGAGCAGAGCCCUCACCAGUGCACCCAGUGUGGGGAAGGCUUUGAACAUCAGGACGACUUACAAAAACAUCAGCAGAAUGAGUGUGAUGAGAUGAUGAACCAACAGGAGGCCAAUGAACACCAGCAUGGAAAGGACAGGAUCUCAGGACAGUCCAGUAAUGCAAGUAGUGAUCCCAAAACAUGCCAUCUAUGCCAUAAGACUUUUGAAUUUCAAUAUAUGUUGAGAAGGCAUCUUAUUGUAUUUCACAAAGGCAGAAUACUUUUUAAGUGUCCUCUUUGUCUAAAGGGUUUUGCCUUCCUCAGUGCUUUGAAGAAACACCAGAGUAACAAAAGAGGUUGUCCUACAAGUGAAGCCGUCAAAAAAAGGAGGGAGCUAUGGUCAAAAAACCCUUCUGCCCGCAUACUUCCAGGACUUUCCUUAAAUACAAAUAAUUCCAAAACAUGCCCUGUAUGCCAUGCAACUUUUUCACAAACGUCUAGUUUGAAAAGCCACUAUAUUUACCAUCAUGACCCAGACAAAAGCCGCUUUAAGUGUCACCGAUGUUUGAAGGCUUUUGUAUCCCACAGUCAAAUGAAGAGACACCAGCAGAGCAAAAGAGGUUGUCAGUUAGAGAGAGUUCACAAAAAUAGGAGUAAGCCAGCAUGGUCACUGGCUCCUCGGGAAAAUAAAAAUGAGAUUCCUCAGCCUUCCAGUACAGCAACCCAGGAACCAACAACCUCUCAAGUUCCCACCACUACAGCACAGUCCUCUAAUAAAAAGACUAUUCCCAAAGCAUGUCCUAUAUGCCAUAAGACUUUUAAAUUUGAAGCUACCAUGGUAAGGCACAUUGCUUCUCACCAAAAGGAAAGUCUCAACAAGUGCCCUGACAUCUUGAAGUGCACCUUUUGUGAAGAGAUCUUUUCUCAGGGCAUGGACCUGAAGAGCCACUACAGU
Messenger RNA from Coregonus sp. 'balchen', 36889 nucleotides. The record is from the annotation of a GenBank genome assembly. Lineage: Eukaryota; Metazoa; Chordata; Actinopteri; Salmoniformes; Salmonidae.